CAGCAAUUUUCUUUAAAACGUGUUUUGUUUGCAAUAAUGACUUAAUAUAUGAUUUAAUAUAUCAGAAAUAUUAGUUUUUAAUUAUUUUUUUUUAACAUUUGUGUUCUAUUAGACGUGAAACGGUUAAAAUUUAUUAACAAAUUUGAUGAUUUAUUUAAAUUUUAUUUUUAUUCUAACAUAAUUUUACAAAAGAUCUUAUAACUUUAUUAUUUUGAAUCAUAAAAGCGUAAUUUAAAUUAUUAGAUACGGACCAGAAAUUAAUACAAUCACAUUGCAACAAUUGUAUAUUUGCAUCUAUAUAUUUAUAUUUGCGGAAUACAUAUAUUUGUCCGAGAUUCAUAUUAUAGUAUUAAUAUGCUAUUAAUAACGAUUAGGCAGCGAUAAAUAUUUUUCCUUUUCUUCUCAACUCAUCUAUAUGCAAAUGUUUCUUACCUCAAGCCCUUAUGAAGGUCACAAUCUUCCUCUAUUUUCUUUAUGUCAUACAUUUAUAAAACCUUGUGUCCAUGAUGCUAAAAAUCAGUUUGUGAUUUCAGACAGUGAGAAAACCAAUCACAUAAUCGAAUUAUUCGGUUGAAUUGAUCAAUUCUCUGUCAGAAAUUUUGGACUGAUUUUCAUAAUAACACAUCAUAAACACAAGGCUUUAAGGACUAGCAUGCAGAAAAACAUAAAUAGUGGGUGAACCAAUCAGAGAAUUUAAAAAUGGCACUUUAAAACCAUAGACACAAUGAACGGAAUAAGGAAUAGAAUAUAGAAAAUAAAAUUAAAAACAGUUCAAAUAAAACAGUUCAAUGGCUGCAUUCAGCAAAAAAAGUAUACUUUGUAACUGUUGUAAGAUUCUUUGAUGUAAUUUGUUCUUACUCUGAAUUCUUGCUGGAUCUGAAUGAAUAAACCAAUCAUAUUAAAGAAUUUUAUAACAAUUGCAAAACCACUUUUUCUGCUGAACGCAGCUAAUAUUUUGAAUAAGAGCCCUGGGGCCCUAUUCUUGAAAACAUGCGAAUAACUUUCGUAUACGAAAAUAGCAGAAUAACCAAUGGAAUUAUUCAACGGUAUUUUUCCAUUGGCUAUUUUGUCACUUUCGUAUACGUAGAAAUUCGCAUGUUUUCAAGGAAUAGUUCAAUACGUUGAAUGAAAAAUAUUUGAUGUUUUCCUUAUAUUAAAUUGUUUUCUUAUUCUCUGUUUCUUAUUCCGUUCAAUGUAUCUGGACUCUUAUUCAAAACAUUGGCUAUUAUUCAAAAUAAAAAAUGUUAUAUGAAAUAUUUCUUAAACGUGUCCAUAAUGUUAGAAAUCGGUCCGAGAAUGGAGGGAUAAUGAAUUAAUUGCAUUAGACAGUUAGCGAAAUUGUACAAAUGCAAUUUAGUUAAUUCUUUUUAUCCGAGAUCAGAAUAAGUUUUUAUUUUGCCCUUAUUUUUCAAAAAGUUACUUUCUAGUGAAUUGCUGCAGUUGGUUCUUCUGAUUAUGAAUAUUAUAAUUACAAUUCGAUUCUUUCAAUACUUUAAAACCCUUGUGCCGUAAUUUGCUUGAACAGAAAUUCUGUUCUUUUUAGCUGAACUGACUGUACUAGUCCACAAUUUAUCUUUUUCCCUUGACGUUGGAAGAAAAAAGAUAAACUCUAAACUAGUACUACUGGUUUAAUUAAAAAGAACAGAUUUCGAAAUCUGUGAUAAAGAUCUCCAUAAUCUGUCCUAUCUAAACACCCUACAAUCAGAGUUCGACCAUGAGACAUUUAAUUUUGAUCAGUUGCCAAGUUUUGCCAACUCCCAAGAGAAAAAGAGAUAAAAGAUACAAGAGAAAGAGAGAGAAUGUAUAUGAUACAUAGCUCUUUCUUGUUCUCACUAACAUGAAUAUAUACUUUCUUGCAGGAUAUUGAUAAAUUGCUUUAAGCAGUGUCUACAAUGCAGUUAUUACGAUGUUGCGACACUGCGACGGACCAAUUAAAGAUGAGAAUAUAUAGUUUUUUUUCUUUUUUAAUUGGCUCAUCGCAGCGUCGUAAUAUCAUAACGACUGUAUUGUAGACGCUCCUUUAUAGUCAGGCUGAUCUAGUAUUACUGAUUGGACACUGUUCUUCCAAUUAGAGUAGAGCCAUCCCCUCCACAUAUAUACUACCAGUCUGCUGCAAAGAGGUUCUCAAACGGCAACUUGUAGGCAGUGUUAUUAGAUCGUAGGACCUGAGACUUCUCCAUUAUACGUAGAGCAGCAUGUUUGUACAAUAACGUGUAUAAAUGAGCUCUUUUUUCAGAGUAGCUAGUGCAGAAGUUACAGCAAUCUUAGCCAAUCAAAUGAACUCACUAAAUCAAUGGCAACACACGAUUGGUUAAAUUGCUGGAGUUUCUACACCGAAAAAGGACCUUAUUAAUGCACCUCAUUGUAUAUACAUUCAGCGCGAAGCUGAUUGGCGUUGAGCACACUGCUUGUAAGCAGUGUUGAGGAAUUUUUUUUUAAAUUUACGUUUUAAGACCGGAGCACAGAUUCUUGCGUACCUGCAUUAGCAUAUGCAUAAGGAAAUGACCAAUCAGUUCCCUUAUGCAUAUGGUUAUACAGUUAUGCAAGAGUCUGUGCUCUGGUAUCUAUAUUAUUAUCGUAUGGGAGUUUUUUUAAGAUAAAUUAUUAAAUUUUUAUAUUUUUUUCUUCUAAACAUUCUUCUAAACUUCUAAAAAAAAAUCCUCGUGGUAAUAAGAAAACUAAAAUGUGGAGGAAAUCUUUCAACUUAUUCUGUGUUCCAAAUCUGUUCACUUUUUACAAAAUUUAUUGUGGAAUAUUUGGUCACUCUGAUUAUAAGGUCUUUGUCGACUUUUAACGUUUUUGACAAUUUUUAAUGUGACAUUGUUUACAUUGUGCGUUUGGUCCGCCACCUAUACACUGAUCCAAACACGAUAGGUCAUAACAAUGUAAACAUUUAUGAACUUGUUUGGGUCAGAUAAUUUUUUUGUGAUCCCUGACCUAUCUUAGGUGCUCUUAGGUCAUAUAUGAUAUAACGCGUGUAAACAGAACUAUACUAAAGUCGUAAUCGCAUUAAAGAUUGAGAUUAGAUUGGAACUUGACGAAUCCAAAGAAACAUAAUUGACCUCAAGUUUAAUUAAAUUCGUUUUAAUUGGUCAAAUUCCAAUCAAAUCGUAAUCGCAAUCUCCAGUCUGAUUAUGAUUUAUGGAAAGUGAUGUGAAGUAUACUAGUAAAUUCUAUUUUUGAAAACAUGUAAAUAUUUUUAGUAUACGAAAAUGCAGAAUAGCUAAUGGAAUUAUUCUUCCAUUGGCUAUUUUGCCAAUUUCAUAUGCAAAAGUUGUUUGCAUGUUUUUCAGAAUAUAGCUCUUGAUAGAUGGCAUUAUGAGGAUUAAGGUAAAGUACUAUAGAUGUAGUUACUCUCAUUCGCCAUUUUGGUUCCAGCUAGAUGUACAGAUAAAGGUCCUUACACAAUACGGGAAAAAGCGAUAACGAUAGAAAAUAAACACAGAUUAUUGAUUUCACAGCUUCUGAUUGGUUGAACAUUUCUAUCGCUAUUUUUAUUGCUAUUUCCUUGCAUUGUGCAAAAAUCGUUAUACGAUGUAACAUAACGACACGAAUGUAAAUUCUGAGUUUGCUCUACAGUAAAGUUAGAAAUUAUUGAUUUUUGUCUUCGAAUUUAUGCAAUUAUGAAAUGCAUGUAGACUAUUCGAAAGUUGCCACUUUGUCAUCACGUCGUAAGGAACACAUCAGGUCAAAAGAAAGCAUAAAAAUGAUUUUAUUUUGAUAUUAUAAAAGUUAAAAUAAUUUUUGGUUACAAAAUUUGAUGUUAAUGAUCAAAAUAAAGUCAUUUUGAACUUCUCUUAAUUUUUGUGUAUUUCUAGGGGGCUACUAGAAGUUGCCAGCCAAAUAAACCUAAAACUGUAGAUGAGAGUACUUACAUCUAUAGUGCUUUAAUUAAGGAUCUCUCAGUCUACGAUAGAUAUAGUAAGCCUUAAGCCGUAAGAAAUUGACCAAUCAUAGUUGAAUAUGAGGAGAAUAAUCGAUCAUCGUUGGUCAAUUUCUAUCAACUUAAAGCUUACAACAUUAGGCCUGUUCGUGUUGCUGCCCUUUUUGAAUUAAUUUCUUUGUCGUCUCUCUCUUUCUUACGAUCGAAUAUAUAUUUAUCUCAUCUCGAGUGCAAAAAUUUUUGGAGAUUUCAAGCAAGAACACACCUAUUAAUUGUAGACCGGGACUCACAAAUUUUUAGUUAGCUGAUCAAUCGGUUGGUUCAUUGGAAUUAACCAAUCGCAUUUAUCAAUUCACAUAACAAGCAAUGCGAUUGAUUAAUUCCAAUGAACGAACUGGUUGAUUACCGAAGAUUGGUGAAAGUGGUCCUAAGGCCUCAUUGGGGCUAGAGGUAGCCAUAGAUCUAAACAUGAACAUUUCGUUGAUGAUUCAUUUUAGGUCAAGGUUAUGAAUCGAGAUCAUCGAAAUGGAGGUGAGGUCGCGUGGUGUAAACUAAGCAAUACAUGUGCUAUUAAACUUGAAAAAUUAACAAGUUUGACUAUUUAUUUAUAUUUUAUAAUUGUUUUAACUUCGUUUACUUCAUUCUUUCGACAUGAGAAGCUUUUUACGAAGCAAAGUAAUACAAAGUUAUAAGUGGCAAGACGAGCAAAGAAGAUGCUGACGAUGGAUAACUGAAAGAAAAACGCUGUGUCAUAGAACUACCUCCGACGGAAAUACCUGAUUGGGCUAUGUUGCGAAUAAUGAUUCACAGCGACGAUAUUUGAAGUUUUUUCACUGGGUCAAUCAAUCAAGAAAAUUUUAUAUUAAAUUGAUCAAUUGGUGACAUAGGCAAUCUGAUGAUAUUUAUGUGCCCAGCAAAUAUAUAUCAAUAAACAGGUCUAAUUGGUGGCGGAAAAAUGAAACGUAUUUAUUACGUUUCAAUGUUUGGUAGCAACCCAGGCGGUGCACCAUCAACGGUGACAGCAUCGUCUAUCUCGAGAAACACCACAGGAAAUCGCACUCAAUCCGCAACUAGAAGGACGGUUACUAAUCAGCAGCAACAAAUCUCACAGCAACAGCAGCAACAACAGCCAAAACAACCCAGAUUCCCAUUGUCGUCCAUCGGUGGGGUAACCGCGAGGAGUUCUGAUGAGCACGGACCCAGAACCGGUACGCCAGACGACAACUCAAACGACUCCGGCCUUGGUUCAGAGGAACGUCAACAGCAUUUCAACAACAAUCUUUGGAACAACGUCGGCGAAGAGGAUUCGAAGAGGAGGAAAAUGGAUAUCAAGUUAGAGUCCGAGGACGCAAAUUUCGCGUUUCCGGAAGUAGCUCCUGGUACCAGCCCUGACAAUAAAUCACCGACGGUCAGAACCACCGUCAAUGGGAUCGGUUUGGGAGGAAUAUCCGGCAAUAGAUCCGGAAACACUAAUUCCAUAGGCAGAGUUGUAGGAGUAACCAGACCUCGACCUGCUAUGGGUGUGUUGAACAAAAGAACACCGAUCACGCAUCAGGGACCUGUCACUCUUAUUUCGCAACUAUCCAAUGUUUCUGCCGAUGGCAAAUCUCAACUGCAGAUCGUCUGUCAACCCGAGCAGCAGCACCGAGCUCGCUAUCAGACGGAAGGUUCGCGAGGCGCAGUGAAGGACCGUAGUGGGAACGGCUUUCCCAUCGUUCGACUGAUCGGCUAUGACAAGCCAACGACUCUACAGGUGUUUAUCGGCACUGAUUUUGGCCGAGUUGCACCCCAUAUGUUCUACCAGGCCUGCCGAGUAAGCGGCAAGAACUCCACACCAUGUAUCGAGCGAAAGAUCGAUGGCACGAUCGUGAUAGAGAUCGAUAUGGAUCCGGCCAAGGAUGUUACUUGUGACUGCGUUGGCAUUCUUAAAGAGCGUAAUGUCGACGUCGAGCAUAGGUUUCCUCAAGAGGCCGGGUUGUUACAGGGGAGAAGCAAGAAGAAAUCCACGCGAUGCCGUAUGGUUUUCCGCACGAUUGUCACGCAUGCCGACGGGACCACAGAGACGCUGCAAGUCUGCUCUCAGCCAAUAGUCUGCACUCAACCACCUGGAAUUCCAGAGAUCUGCAAAAAGUCUCUGACGUCCUGUCCAUGUACAGGCGGGUUAGAACUUAUCAUACUUGGUAAAAACUUUUUGAAGGACACCCGAGUAGUCUUUCAGCUGGAUAGUGACGAUCUAACGAGUAGCCUGGAGCCGCAUUGGGAAUGCACCGUGCUGCCAGACAAGGAGCAUCUGCACCCAGUGCACCUGGUAUGUGUAAUACCGCCUUAUCGCAGACAGGAUCUUGCACCUACAGAAACGGUCAGCAUCAGACUGUUCGCGGUGUCGUCCGGCAAGACCAGCGAACCACAUACCUUUCUUUACACGGCUGCCUCCACUCCUCCACAGCCGUCCAUAGGCAAAGUGGAGUCUAUCUCACCCCCAUUAGCAAACGGCGACACUAGCCUGGCUACGUCCUCUGCCGCGGUAACUUUGGCCACGGGUGUCGCAUCCGGUAGUUUAUUAACGCAAACAGCUGCAGGAGCUUCGAGCUACUUGUCGAAUGCACCGGCUCAGUCGCAACAGAGCACCUCUUCGGAGACUUUGAAAAGUGAUCCCAGUUCACCACCGACAGGAACGUCCCAGGUGACUCCUGUGAUGCUGUGGGCUUCACAGUCCUCAAACUCUCCUUCUGAUGUCAUGAUGCCACCUCCAGUUCUUGUAACGAAUCCUUUAAUGAACCGACGAUCGUCGUCAAAUCUUCAGCUGAUUCUGCCGGAUAAUUUAAAAACGGAAGUACUAGAUGAAAACAGUCAGAACAGUAUGCUGAGCGAAAAUAGCAUGCAAAGCAUUCCGACGCCGACGACGGCCACAAACGGACCGACAUCGGGCGCCUCUCCACUUCAACAGUUGGUCAAUGAAAACUCCAGAGAAGCUGCGACCACACAAGCUGAUAUUAUCAGGACCGUUGCUGCUGCGACAACUAAUAACAGUCCCGUGCAAGAGACUGUUAGUGGUCUUCUCGGAGUUGUGGAUCUGAUACGCACUCAGCAUCCUCUGUCAAUGAUGAAUGCACAUCAUCCGACUUCAUAUGGAGGCAUGCAUGAGUCAACUCAGGUUCAAGUUCUUAGCCCUCAUCGCCUUAAGGACACAAAUGGUGUCUUGUCAACGGACAAUAGCUCCAAUGGAGCUGCUCUUCAAGGUGCCGGCGUAGUGGAUCUUCGCAUGAAACACCACAAUCACUCCGACAUUGGCACGCUAUCGAGUUUCCCCGGUGCUUCCGGGACUCAGUCGUUGUCGGCGUCGAGCAGUCAUGUGGUGGAAAAGUACCUGAAUCAUAUAGAGUCCUCAGUUGGCACCGCUGAGGAAUCUGAUAAUCCAGAAAAUGAGUUCGCUAUUCAGCAGCGAGCUUCCAUCAUUUCAGGAAACGGUCAACAGUCGGCUCCUCCAGGAAUUCUAGCCAAUACAGGACCAAGUUCGGUAAAAUUAGAUGCCUUAGUAAACUCUGCAGCUGAACAGAUGGUCUCCCCAAUGCACUCGGUGAAUUCGAAUCCUACCACAAUGUUGAGCCGUGUGACAGCAGAACACGAGCCAUUAGUUAGUGGCCCGCAGACUAGAACUAGUCCAUCGAUUCCAGUGAAGACAAUGUUGUUAGAAGCGCUAAUCCCGUCGCAGACGGUGCAACCAAUGGCAGAUAUUGCGUGUACAGCUUCGGUAACGCCUACGACGACGCUAUCGACGACAGUAGAACAAACGGGAGACAGUCUACUAAAUAGUAUCAAUGCAGCAUUGUUACCGCCAUUGCCAGAACCACAAGUCAACGCAGCAACUACCACGUCGAACUCUACGGUAUUUCUUAACCGAAAACAAAAAAGAUAUAAGCAGUUGAACGAAAAAGUUGCUGGCAAUGCGAUGCCAGCGGUGACGGCAGAGCAGCAUAUGCAGCAACAGAUUCAAGCGCUCACACAACAAGAGGUAGCCGUGAUGCAGCAACAGGUACAACAGGUGGAACAAGUAGUAGCGCAAGCGCAGCAGCAAGUCGAGCAGGUCGUCGCGCAAGCGCAGCAACAGGCGGUCCAAGUGGUGCACCAGGCCCAGCAACAGGUAGUUCAGCAAGUAGUGCAGCAUGCUCAAGUGGUGCAGCAAGCGGUACAGCAAGUUCAAGCUGUGCAGCAAGUUCAAGCGGCUCCGGUAGUGCAGCAAGCGGUGCAGCAGGCGACUGAAGAAGUGGUGCAACAAGCAGUACAGCAAGCGACUCAGGAAGUGGUACAGCAGGUUCAAGCAGUACAGCAAGCUGUCCAACAGGCCCAAGCAGCCCAAGCCAUGCAGCAGGCUGUUCAGCAAGACAUCGGUUCCAUGCUGAAUCAGCCUGCAGGAUUUGUGGCUGAAGCUAGUUCUGCUUUGGCUAGCGGGGCUGCUCAAGAGCCCUCUCAACAACGCUUGACUAAUGCAGCGGAACAAGCCAUCAAUAAUGUAAUCACCAAUGCCACAAAGGAUAUCAUCAACAAUCGGCCAAUCACAGCGACUACUGCUCAUGCGAUCAUCGCCACGAAGAAAAUUCUGAAUAGCGUGGCAACUCAGAGUGCGCAAUUGAUGAACAACGCGAUGGAAGUAAUCCUGCCGAAAUCUCCUUCGGCACAGAACAAUAUCAUCGAACAAGUCGCAAGCAAGUCGCCACCAGUCGCACUUCCGGUUACUCCAAACCGUCAACCUGUGAACAAUCCGAUUUCCAAUUCUGCUGCAAGCACCGCAUCCAACAGAAAGACGGAAGAUGGAAUGCUGCCUCAAGAACUCACCUCCAUGUCGGAACAUGAUCUUCUGAGCUAUAUUAAUCCCAAUUGUUUUGAGCAGCUUCCGCAAAGCGGAUUUCUAUUGUAGUAUCAUCGUGUUUCUCAACCGAGGCGGAGGGGAUCUUUCAACGAAUCUUAUUUCCGCAUGAAAGUUUAUAACCAGAAUCUGCCUUCUGUGUCCUGCAUUUGGUGCUAAAUAUAGCGGCUGGUUUUAAAUUUUACUUGCCUCGUAUUGAAGAGUGCUUAAACCAUUAUAUGGAGCUUAAACCAUUAUAUGGCCGUAACUAGUUAAAUGUGGGAUACAAGAGUUCAAGAACGUUUGAACGUUUGAAACGUCUUGAUAGAUAUACGAUGUUUUUGGACCUUUGCAUUGUCUGAAUUUGUUACUGUGCAGGAUUAAUCUCGACCAGGUUGCAAGAUUGCAUUAGCUUGUGCCGACACUGACAAUUCUGUGCCACAUUUUUAGUGUGAUGCAAAGUUACUUUUAUAGAAGGGAAAGUAGAAGUGCACUGUGUAAACUUUGGGUCUCAGCACAUCUUCCCGAGAUUUCUUUUUGGAAUUCUCGUAAUUACGGAUUUUGAGAUUUUAAAAGUUUUGAUCUCCGAUUAUUGGACCUUCUAAUCUUAAUUCUUUUGAUAGAGCAGAGUCCAACUGAAAAACGUUCCUGCUAAACGAAUGUAGAAUGAUCGUCUAAGCAGCAACUACAAUAUGCGCGCCAGAUUUCGCACAUAUUUUUGGAGAUUAAAGGAUAUAUUUUCAUAUACUUUUCGUCAUAUUUUGUGCCGAAAAGGUUAACAAUUGAUUUCAUCUAAUCCGUUAAUAAGAUGUUUAUAAGAGAAAUAUUUAUGAGAUAUUAUCAGACUUUGAUUUAUUUAAAGCACGAUGAAAAAUUUCUCUUAAUGGCCCGAAGUUUUCAGAGAUACUUCCUGAUCAUCCUGUGAUUCACGGUAGAGGAAUGCCGUAAGUCUACAGCAGCAGAUCUUCAAGGAUCGAGAACUAUUAACAUUUAAGUAUAAGACGGGCGCACGAGAAAGCGCGACAAUGUCAGAUGUUCUUCUCUUUCACACAUCUUUUCUUUCUUUGUAUGUUUUAUCUUUUCUAUGAAUUGUCAAAUCUUCCUUGACAAUUCGUUAUUUAUCUUCAACGAUGUAUAUUACAACUAGGUGCGUCGCAUAUUAUCUCGUGCUCUAUUUUAAUGUGUAUCUUGAAUUUUUUAUUUGCAGGAUUGACAGAAUAAUAUUAUCUAUGUGACGCAUGCGCGCGCGUUACAUAGAAAAAGAUAUAUCGUAAAUGUUGAGAUAAUGAAUUAAUAUUCAAAUGUUACGUUUCAAAACUGAAUCCUAAAUAUUGGGAUUUAACAGAGGGAUUUUAGAGCUCAUUAAUUAAUAGUUUAAUAUUGACGAAAGAAAUUAAGAAGUUAAUUGAAAGAUAGUGAAGAAGAGCCAAGUUUCUAGUUUUAUCCUUGAAUCUUGGAAGCUUUAAUUUUCUUGCUUUUCAAAGUUUAAAAAAGAAAAUAAGUGGAAACACAUAUGCGUAAUUAUAUGAACUAUAUUAUCGAUUGCGCUGUUGUGAUUAUUAUUGACUUGAUUUCAUUGCGAAAGAAUGGAUCAUCUCGUCGCUGUGGUCUCCACAUGUCUCAAGAAUAUAUUUCGUAUAUUCGUAUAUUAGAAUAUGUAUAUUGUUCGAUAAUUCAAGUUAUUUUGUUUUUUUUCUCUUUUUUGUUAUUUAGUACAUUGAUAAUGAUAAUAGAAUUAUGUGAAUGCAUUAAUGUUACUUCAUAGAGGAAUAGAAAGGGAAUGAAAGAGAGAGUGAGAGAUUAUGUUGUACGUUGAAGUGGUGUGUGUGUAUAUAUGUAUGUAUAUACACAUACAUAUACAUAUAUACACAUAUAUACAUAUAUAUACAUAUAUACAUAUAUACAUACAUAUAUAUAUAUAUAUAUAUAUAUAUAUAUAUAUAUAUAUAUAUAUAUAUAUUACGUUUAUCCAAAGAGAGAGUAGAGAGCAGGCUAAGUAACAAGUGAGCUUAUUAAGGAUAUAUGUCCAUAUAAUUAUUAUAUAUACAUAUAUAUAUAUAUUGGAUGUAACUAAAGUGCGUUGCGUAAAGUUCUUCACCGAAUAUAUUUUCUUUUCUAUGUAUUUUUAUAAAAAAUCUUCGGGGCAUUGACCAUGUAAUCUCAAAUGAUCAUGUAACUCUUUGUUCAUUCCAAUUCUACAUGAACUUUUUCACGAAUUACCAAACAAUUGGGCAUAAUCGUACGAAACGUCGAGUUCAUGUAAAACUUUUAAAAUUUUGAAAAUCAUAAUCACGAUUCUUCAGCUUAAUGAAUAUCACGAAGAUUAUUAGAUAUAUCUAGAAUAUAUUUAGAUCCCCAAAGUUCUCAAAUUUGAAUAAUGUGAGACUGUCUCUUUUUGUUUUUAACUUUUUAAUUUUUACCGUGCAGGUAAAAAUUACUUUCUAUUAUUCUUGAAUUUUACGUAUUACUAAAUUCUUGAUAAUGUAUUGCUGAUCUCCUGUAUUUCUAAAUGUAAAAAAAAUUAUUGAAUCAUCGAUAUCCUGAACUUUAAUAUUAUUUUAAUGUUUCGCACUUUAGCGAUAUCUCAUGUACGUAUAUCGCGACAUCGAAUUUUUCGGGGUAGUUCCCCAUAUGUUCAAGACGAGCGGUGCUAAUAUUCGCCAAGAUUAUGUAGCUAAUAGAAGAGACAGAGAAAAAAAAAAGAGAUUUUAUAUCGAAAAAUAUAACGAAACAUUUAUUGUCGCGACAGCAACAUGUUCUUUGUAGCCAAGUAUAUAUAUACACACACACACACACACACAUAUAUAUAUAUACAUACAUAUAUAUAUAUAUUUUAUAUUGACCGUUGUAAUGUGUCCGUAGUCGCACGCGAUGACUAAUGGUUCGCCUAAACAGGGAAGAUAACUUGUGUACCACCUUGCGAUAUGUACCUCGUGAAAUUGUCGUAAACGUGUGCUCUUCUCGUUGUACGCACGUCUGAUAACAGCUACCAGCCUAACUUCGACAGAAAUUCGUAACAAUGUAUCAUUAUUUACUCCUGUAAGUUGAAUAAAUGUUUCACUAUGAUAUA
Solenopsis invicta (red fire ant) is the source of this 11796-nucleotide messenger RNA. It is a transcript of the gene NFAT, whose product is annotated as nuclear factor of activated T-cells 5. The transcript is spliced from 11 exons. Gene Ontology annotation, molecular function: RNA polymerase II cis-regulatory region sequence-specific DNA binding; transcription factor binding; DNA-binding transcription factor activity, RNA polymerase II-specific. The coding region runs from base 4839 to 8798 and encodes 1319 amino acids. Gene Ontology annotation, cellular component: transcription regulator complex. Gene Ontology annotation, biological process: regulation of transcription by RNA polymerase II. NCBI's taxonomy places the organism in Eukaryota, Metazoa, Arthropoda, Insecta, Hymenoptera, Formicidae. The record is from RefSeq and is a predicted model, not a curated record.